AUGCGAAAUAUUGCAGAGAAUUUGCGAUGUCAGCUGGAGCGAACAUACCAGCUGAAGCUUGCAUCACAAAAAAGCAAUAGUAGCGAAAUUUUUGUGCCGGAAUGCAACCUUACAGAUGGAUCUUAUGCCACCUGCCAUCGAAGCACGGGCUAUUGCUGGUGCGUGACGCGCCUUGGAAAACCCUUGCCAAACACAUCCAGGCGAUACGGGUCGCCAAACUGUCAUAGUUUACAAAGUUAG
Gongylonema pulchrum is the source of this 240-nucleotide messenger RNA. The record is from the annotation of a GenBank genome assembly. NCBI's taxonomy places the organism in Eukaryota, Metazoa, Nematoda, Chromadorea, Rhabditida, Gongylonematidae.